AUGGGUCUACGAGAAUCCACCUUAAUGAGUUCUGCGGAAGCUGAAAAUCAGCCUAAUGGUUGGUAUUACAUUAUCAAAACAAUAAUGUUGGAAGGUCGCAGAGUUCCUAUCCAUAAAGAUCACUAUAAGUUUCGUAAAGAAGUUGGCUCUGGUGCCUUUGGCGCUGUUUAUUCUGCUCGUUGUGUUUCAAAUAAUAAGCCAGUAGCUAUCAAAGUAGUGUCGCUUGCCACGCUGAAUAGUGCAGAAACAGAAGUGCUUAUUAAAUCAGUUCUUACUGAAAUCGAAAUGUCUAAUCGUUUAUCACGAGCAUCCAGACAUGUAGUGCACAUGUAUGAUUUUGACUUUGAUCAACAAACAGGUCUUGCUUUUCUUGUUAUGGAACUUGGUAAACAUAAUUUAGAAGAAGAACUAAAAGCACAAUCUCACCUCUCACAUGAUGCAAGAAAACAAAUAUGGCGACAAUUAGUUAAAAUUGCACUUGUUCUUCAUGAGAACAAUAUUGUACAUCUUGACAUAAAGCCUGAAAAUCUUAUUGUAUUUCCUGAUAAUAGAAUCAAAUUAGUUGAUCUCGGUAUCGCUCAAAAAGCAUAUCGACAUAGGGUUGGAAGUAAUGGUACAUGGUUAUAUUCAGCACCUGAAGUAAGAUUGGCUUCAAGAGAUCAUGUGGCAUUGAACACAUCAAAAUCAGAUGUUUGGUCAUGGGGUGCUGUUCUCUAUCGUAUGACUUAUCACAUACCACCUAGUUAUAAAACGCCCUGCCAUCAUCCACCUAAAAAUCAACAUAAAUCACGAGAUCCUGAUCUUCUCGAUGUACUUCGACAUACACUAGUUCUUGAUCCAAGAAAAAGAGUAGAUCCGUCAUGGCUUGAUGGACAUCCGUAUACGAGAAAACGUUGA
Molecule: messenger RNA, 897 nt
Organism: Rotaria sp. Silwood1
Lineage: Eukaryota; Metazoa; Rotifera; Eurotatoria; Philodinida; Philodinidae
Source: the annotation of a GenBank genome assembly